Molecule: messenger RNA, 1801 nt
Organism: Pogonomyrmex barbatus (red harvester ant)
Lineage: Eukaryota; Metazoa; Arthropoda; Insecta; Hymenoptera; Formicidae
Product: actin maturation protease
Source: RefSeq, a predicted model, not a curated record
UCUCUCUCUCUCUCUCUCUCUCUCUCUCUCUCUCUCUUUUACUCUCUUUUUCGUGUUCUCUCCUUUGAGAAACUAGCUUCCGCAUCGUUCGCUCGUAAUUAACAUCGAUGAGAUAGUUAAUAUGUUUAUAUCCCGUUAGAAAUUGGUUAUUGUUCCUUUUCACACUUUGAUCGUGCGAUGCGCUGCCAUUAGAGAUCUCUCGGAGAAUAUGUUCGAUUUUCAACUUGUAGGAUAUAUUGACAUUGUCCCUCGCACCGUUCUCGUCGUGCUGAUAUCGUGUUAAUAUCGUGAUUCGUUAUCGAAACUUUUCAGAAUUAGAUGACUCUACGAGCAAAUGGUAUUUUAACUAUCUCUUCCAAUCGUUCUACAUAGACUCGAAUAACAAUAAUUCAAAUUACAAAUAGAAAUGUGUGUGCUUCCCUCAAAUUGAUUAAAUUCGAAUCUAAUUAAAAAUUACAACGUGAUGUGUGAUUAUAGGCUCUUGUAAACCUUGCAGGAAAUUUUAAGGAGCUUUCUAGAAUGAACAAAGAAUACUGAUAUUGAAUGUGUUGUCGAAAGGUUAUUGCGAGCGAUGAUACAAAUAAGAUAUCUCUCAUCUAAAUGCCAGCACCAUCCCCGACCCUCUCAAGCUUGCCUGAAGCACCUAUGUGUGAGAAAACGGAAGUCAAUGAUACCGAUUCUUUGCCCCCUUGGGCCAAAAUCACGCUUACAUCUGCAGAAGCUGAAAUCGAAAAGCUAAUUUCGCGAAAUGAGUUGAAAGACGCAGAGGUAACUUACUUUUGUCAAGUAGAACCGAUUCUCCAAGAUGGGCCACAGUGCGGUUUAGUGGCGCUUUCAAUGGCAUCGCAAGAAUACACAAAACCAGUUUCUGUGAAUCAGCUUCUUGCUGAAGCUCGUGUUAGAGGAUUUACGCAGCAUGGAGAAGUGUACAGCGUCGAUUUUAUGGGAACAUUGGCCGCGGAAUAUUUGCCUGAUCACAAACCAGAUAUUUUAGUAGAUUUACAACAAUGUCCAGAUACAUUAACUCAUGCUUUAGCACAUGGAGCAAUGGUAUUGAUACCAUAUGAUUCUGACUUUAACCACGCUCCAUGUUUAAAAAAAGGUCAUAAAGCACAUUGGGCAUUACUUGUGGGUUUAAUCUCUUCUAGACAAGGAUAUCACGUUCUGGCACGUCAUGGUAAAUCGCGUCAUCUGGCUUGCUGGCCUUUACGCGAUUUGAUCGAAAGUAAUGGCAACUUGGAGGAAGAGGGUGCGACGAGACACGCAGGAGGAUAUGUUAUACCAAAGGGUGGCGUUGGAGGUCAAAAGGGCUUACGCGGCAGAGCCCUGGCGUUACAUCCGUACAUAUAAAGUUAUAUCAAAGAAAAUUAUAGGUAAUUGAUUUCACAUCAAAAAGAAGAAAAUUUGCCGAUACUACGUAUUCAUGUGCUAAACAAUCGAAACGUUUGCAUACACAUACGGCUUCCAUAAAAAUCAACUAAUAAUUAUGUACUAGCGACGCUUUAAUUACUAUUUAUAUUUAAAAUCGCGCGAAAUAUUUUACAUCUUGUUAGUCAUGAUAUCUACCAAAAAAUGUUCGACAUCGGACAUGUGAUUUUACGUGGCAUUACUUUUGCUUUACUGGAAUUAUAUAAUGUAAAUAAGAAUUCCGGCAGGCCGAAAAUAUGUGCACGUGAAAUAUAAAUACAGAUGAUUGUUUCUCUUGAUAUUACGCCCUAUUAGAUUGAAAUACAAAAGUGUAUGCAUGCAUAGUAAGAUAAAUGAGACAUAAAAAUGUUUACAUAAGUAAAUAUAUAUAUAU